Messenger RNA from Trichoderma citrinoviride, 1050 nucleotides. RefSeq lists its product as hypothetical. The transcript has a single exon. The record is from RefSeq and is a predicted model, not a curated record. Lineage: Eukaryota; Fungi; Ascomycota; Sordariomycetes; Hypocreales; Hypocreaceae. The annotation marks the transcript as partial.
AUGUGCUUGCGCAAGAUUCCGGAAUGCAUCGCGGAUAUAGACGCGUGGGAUCGGCAACAGUUAAAAGAUAGCGGAGUCAAAUCGAUAUGGGGCAUCUCUGAUGCAGCUUCGGAUCUGUUUGACCAGCUGGAAGCUCUGGGGUCGCCGAGUUCUGGAUGGCGCCCAUUACGGCUUGUGGUUCGUUCUCAAGCUGUGCACCUGCUCUCCAAUGCCGUUUCUGAUGGACUCUUCCGACCAGAGUUUUGCAAUCUCCUCGUGCGGCUCUGCGUUCAUUUGAACGGCAAUCAGGAGGCUGCUUUGCUGGUGGCGUCGAUCAGUAGACGCCGAUCUACCGAGCUCCGACUUAGGACGACUCACCUCAGCGAGAGCAGGGAACUCUCCACGCUGUGGGUGCUGUUGGAGUCUCUCAAAGGGAAGAAGAUACCUGGUCCCAUUUUUGAAUGCGUCUCUGGCUUGAUCAACAAGGGACUUCUCUCGUCAUCUUGGAUUUCCACACGGGCUUUCUCUGGUUUCUGGAUCUCCAGCCUCGAAGGCUUAACCUCCGGAAACGCGAAGCCACACGUGGUGGAAUUCAUGUGCAUAGCUAUAUGGACGCUUGCCCGGGGCAACCGACCCAAAGCCAGUGACUGCCGUGCUAUUGAGCAGACUCUCAUCCGCGUUGCGGCUGGUUUGGCAGUCGCAGCGUUGACUUUGGAGGCCCAAAUCAUUCUCGAAGAGCGGGAGCAGAGAAAGGGAGCGUGGAGGCGGUUGGUCCAUGUGCUUGAACGCAGUAUCUCACUUAUUGCACGGUAUAGGAGCCGUAAAAGCCCACCCGAUACUGCCUCCUUUCUGCUCGUCUUUGCACGCUACCUUGCGGUGGCGCACUCCGCUCUGGCGAGUCCGGCUUUCAAGAGACGGGUUUCAGAGGAGUUUGAAAUCAUGGCUCAUAGGAUCGACACCGCUGCCAACAAAGGCGUCCAAUACCAACAGACAACCAUCCUGCUGUGUGCCGUCAUACAAUGCCGCCGGCGCAGCAGCGCAGCCUCGAGUCAGGAAAUACUCUCCGACGUC